Sesamum indicum (sesame) is the source of this 2706-nucleotide messenger RNA. RefSeq lists its product as uncharacterized. NCBI's taxonomy places the organism in Eukaryota, Viridiplantae, Streptophyta, Magnoliopsida, Lamiales, Pedaliaceae. The record is from RefSeq and is a predicted model, not a curated record.
ACAAAUCUACACCCAUACACGUAUGCUUGUUCUUCCCCUACCCAUCUCUCUCCCACUGUUUGAAAAGAGAUCAAAGGUCCCCCACUACCCUACCCAACCCCCCCCCAGAUCUAACACUCUCACACCCAAAACCAUUUCAUGCUUCAAAAGACAAGUGGAGCAAAAUUUUGCAUGUAGGAGACGAGCUUAAGGCCGGCAUCACAACAAUGAAGAUAACCGUGGAAAGAGCCAGUGUCCAAGAAGCUCAGCACCCAAGACCAACGCUAUCCCCUCUACCACCAUCAGAUCUUUCUUAUAAGCCCACUUUUCCAGGAAAGCCGCCUCGCCGGAAACCCAAGACGUCCACCGCCGGAGUCCGGGUUAAGAGGGAAUCUACCAAACGGAGCAGCCGGCCCGAGACCCCUUUACUUAGAUGGAAGUUUGAUGAAUCCAAUGACAAGAUUAAUUCAGUGGAGGACGAGAUGGAGAAACCAUCCAGUGAAGUUGGCCGAAAGAGUGGACGGAGAGUUAGGCCAGUGGUUUCUGCCAGGAAGCUGGGCGCCGGACUCUGGCGGCUGCAUUUGCCGGAGUUUCAGACUGGUGGUGGCGGAAGGUUAGGGCUUCAGUCUGGAGAUGCACGAUUUGGGGCCGCAAUACACGGUCAACAAGUCGACAGAAUACAUAGUUCUCCUGCAAAUGAUAUGGUACAUAGUCCACAUUCUGUGUCUGGUUCUAACGGGCUUCUGCACAAGUUUGAUCCGUCGUUUCAAUUUCCCAACUCUGCAAUGGAGGGUGCAACAAAGUGGGAUCCUGUUGUUGAGAAAACAUCAGAUGAAUUGAAGCAAAUAUUUGGCCAGAAAAAGCUCCCUAACCGACGAGCGCGUGAAGCUCCAGUGAUAUCUGCCCUUGAGACACAGCUUGAGCAGGCUAGGGCCAGAAUUAACGAACUUGAAACUGAGCGCAGAUCUUCGAAAAAGAAACUCGAGCAAUUCUUGCAAAAACUCAGUGAUGAAAGGGCAGCAUGGAGGAGCAGAGAACACGAAAAAAUUCGUGCAGUUAUAGAUGAUAUGAAAGUUGAGUUGUGCAGAGAGAAGAAAAGCCGUCAAAGGCUGGAGUUAGUCAAUUCUAAGCUGGUCAAUGAAUUGGCUGAUGCCAAGUUAUCAGCCAAACGAUAUCUUCAGGAAUAUGAAAAGGAAAGGAAGGCCAGAGAACUGGUGGAGGAGGUCUGUGAUGAACUAGCUAAAGAAAUUGGAGAAGACAAAGCUGAAGUGGAAACUCUAAAACGAGAAUCAAUGAAACUGUGGGAGGAAGUGGAAGAAGAGAGGAAGAUGUUGCAGAUGGCUGAGGUUUGGCGUGAAGAACGAGUCCAGAUGAAGUUAAUUGAUGCAAAGGUGAUGCUUGAAGAAAAGUACUCCCAGAUGAACAGGAUAAUAGCAGAUCUCGAGGCUUUUCUGAGUUCCAAAAGCCGAACAUCAGAUUUGGAGGAGAUGAAGAAAGCAGAGUUUCUCAGGGAAGUGGCAACCUCUGUUAACAUACAAGAUAUCAGGGAAUUAACGUAUGAGCCACCAAAUCCAGAUGAUAUAUUUUCCAUCUUUGAAGACAUUAAUGUUGGUGAGUCCAAUGAGAGGGAGGUCGACUCCAAACUCUAUCAUACUGUGACUCCUGAAGUAAAUCGGCUCAACAAAGACAGUUCUGACAGGCAUCUUGACAUACAUAUGAAUCAGAAUCAUGAACUCGAAGAGGAUGCUAGCGAGUGGGAAACUGUGAGCCAUCCUGAGGAUCAAGGCUCAAUUUAUUCACCGGAUGGAAGUGAUCCUUCUGUCAACAAGAGUUUCAGGGUCAGCAAUGUUUCAAGAAAUGGAGGGGAUGAGACGCCGACUACGGAAAUUAGUGAAGCUGGUUCAGCACAACCGCGGCAGUCAAAGAAGGCGUCAUCCAUAUCUAGGUUCUGGAGAUCAUGCCCAAGCAACGGUGAUAAUUACAGGAUCAUAUCAGUCGAGGGGAUAACUCGGAGGAUUUCAAAUGGAAGACUUUCUAACGGGGCUAUAACAUCCACCGACUGUGAUUCAGGAAAAGGUGGGAUUAGUCCUCAUGAUUUGGCUGGACAGUGGAGCUCACCUGAUUCAGGGAAUCCACAUAUAAACCGAGGGAUGAAAGGAUGCAUCGAAUGGCCACGUAGUGCACAGAAGAGUAGUUUGAAGGCCAGACUUUUGGAAGCGAGGAUGGAGAGUCAAAAGAUCCAGUUACGCCAGGUUUUGAAGCAAAAAAUUUAGGUCCAGACAUAAGAGUGGAUGACAAACCUGGUUUCUUCUCAAUCGUAAGCUGCUCAUAUUUUGUCCACUGAAUCUACUCGGGUUCCAUUAUAAAUGCAACGGAGAGUAUGUGGUAUUCGGCUCUUUGGUUUUCUCACUUUCUUUAUAUAUGCCUUAGUAUCAGUGCUGAGAAAGCUAUGGCUUAUUUAUGGUUCAGACAGAUCAGCAUCGGCAACCAUAUAAGCAGAUGAUGUUAUUAUAAGUCUAACAUGUAAUGAUUUAGUUUUAUCCAGGAAACAGCCGGUUUAUUGUACAGGCACAAACAUUAAAAUUGGGUUGUACCAGUAGUCGGCUCAGAGAGGCACUUCAAUCACCAUUGUUAUGCAAUUGAUCAUUCGUAGAGAAUGUGCUAUGCUAUAAUAUCUGUAUCUCAUCCUUACGUUGAUUCAUGUAAAGCAUUGAUCAGAUUUACCCA